AUGUUCUGCAGAGAAUUUUAUGAGCUGAAACGUGACUUUUAUAUUGAUGGAGUCCUCUAUGGGAUUACAAAUGAUUGGGUGGAUCUCACUGCGAUGCUGAAUGCGGAAGAUUUGAGAGCAACCCGCAAAAGGCUCAUCGAAGAUCGAUGCGACAGAUAUCUGAUCGAGACAUUCCAUAACAUGAGAAACCGUUUCAAAAGCGAGAAGAACUGGAGACUUACAAAAUCCUGCGAGAAUUAUAUCAAUUUCCAAGUGCGCAAGAGGAACGAGCACAUUGACAGGAUGGAUUUUCUGGAGCCACAAAUGCUUAUCUUCGACCUUCACUGGUUCACACUCGGCGGAGCUUUGGAUUUUGUGAGAGAAAUUGAGAAAGCUUUGAAGAAUUGUAAGAAUAAGCUCAUCGAGCACGAUGAAGUUGUCACCCUAAUAAUUGGUAAAGGAAAUCAUUCCCGUCAUCAAGUGCCCGUGAUCUACAACAAACUUAUAGAAAUCUACUCGGAUAGGAUCAGUGUGGAUGUUAAGAAUACGGGGAGAGUUUUCCUUCAUUUUAAGAAGAAAAUCACUUACUCGGACGGGCUACAAGGUGUUCUAUAA
This is a messenger RNA of Caenorhabditis elegans, 594 nucleotides long. RefSeq names its product Smr domain-containing protein (gene F14F8.9). The record is from RefSeq and is marked reviewed. The transcript is spliced from 3 exons. Lineage: Eukaryota; Metazoa; Nematoda; Chromadorea; Rhabditida; Rhabditidae. Bases 1 to 594 code for a protein of 197 amino acids.